AUAGGUUUAGUUUUUUAGAAAACUGACUGAAAAUGGAGUGUAUCCCAGUGGUUAUGUUAAUAUUCGGGAUGUUGCCUGCGUUCUUAACACAAAUCCAGGGUCUGGACCUGGAGUGUGGAAAACUGCGGGAGGCCCAGCUCUACAAUAUGAAACAAAUCACAGAACCUGACGAGUACCCGUGGGUUGGACGUGUGGGCUUUGGAAAUUCCAGUGAUCCGAACCCUGAUUUGAAGUGCUCGGCGGUGCUGAUUCACAAACGCUAUGCUCUUCUUUCCGCAAGAUGCGUGCUCACACCUUAUGGCUUUGGAGACGCCACGUUUAUCCUGUUUGGGGAUUGGCAGGCCACCGAAAAUAUCCGGAAGGAAGACUGUCGCCGGGAGGGGAACAACCUCAAGUGCUCUCCGCCUCCGCAGGCAGUGAAUAUCGAGGAGCUGGUGGUUCACCCAAUGUAUGACAGCAAAAACUUUGACUAUGAAAUCGCAUUGGCCAAGUUGGUGGGGAAUGUUCAGUUCUCGGACUUUGUCCAGCCCAUUUGCCUGCCACCUGUCCGAGAGGUCGAGGGGAAUCACAUCGCCCAGCGCCUGGAGAUGACGGGAUUCAGGGGAGAAACCUUUAACAAGGUCGAACCGCUGGCUGACGAGUACCGCUUUCGGACGAAACUGGUGGUGCAGACGGCCAGUUCGGAGUUUUGCGCCUGGAAUUGGCAACAAGUCGGGCUGACGUUUAAUUCCGAGAACCAAUUGUGCGCAAUGGUGGACGUGAGGGACUCUGCUCUGACAGGCGGUACACUGAUGGGCAUCGAAUUUGAGGGCGAAAAGCCCAGGAAUUUCUACGUCAUUGGAAUAGCCAGCAUUACGGUUAAGACUGCCUCAAAACCGCCGGUUAUUAUACAUAAAUUUAUGCGUAUCGCGCCAUUUAGGGAUUGGAUUUUAAAAAACAUGAUAUAGGGUUUAUUUUACAUUUCAAUUCAAUAAAUAAUUUUAGUUAUUGAGCUUGAAAAACCAGGUAGUAAUCUUACCGGAUCCGUUGAGUGCCGCCGUAUACAGAUGACAUUAACGUAGAUGGACGA
This is a messenger RNA of Drosophila serrata, 1069 nucleotides long. RefSeq names its product phenoloxidase-activating factor 1-like. The record is from RefSeq and is a predicted model, not a curated record. Gene Ontology annotation, biological process: proteolysis. Gene Ontology annotation, molecular function: serine-type endopeptidase activity. Lineage: Eukaryota; Metazoa; Arthropoda; Insecta; Diptera; Drosophilidae.